Messenger RNA from Scheffersomyces amazonensis, 1340 nucleotides. RefSeq names its product Cgr1p (gene CGR1). The coding region runs from base 316 to 1302 and encodes 328 amino acids. Gene Ontology annotation, biological process: L-ascorbic acid biosynthetic process. The transcript has a single exon. Gene Ontology annotation, molecular function: calcium ion binding; gluconolactonase activity. The record is from RefSeq and is a predicted model, not a curated record. Lineage: Eukaryota; Fungi; Ascomycota; Pichiomycetes; Serinales; Debaryomycetaceae.
GAAUGAUACAACAGUGACUUCUACAGUACAAUUGGACCUCAUUACAUCACGGGGUAUUCUUUUCGCUGACUUAAUGGUUAAUAGACGAGAAAUCUCCCCGUAUUUGAGAACUUCCCCCACCCUGUAACCGCAAACGAACCACAAAAAUAAUUUCCCAUAACUUCCAAGCAAUGUAUUUAUAACGGCAGUUUCUCCUUUAGGAUGAACGUUGCUGUGACAGAAAUUACAGUAUCAUAACAAUAGUUACUUACAAGUACAAUUAAUAGUAUAAGUACAAGUACGACAAAUACUUACAAGUAUAAUUCAUAGUUGAUAAUGGUUACUACCACCAAAUUAGAUAAACUGAAUAUCUUUCUUCCCGAAUACAGAGGUAGAUUAACAGAAGGUAUUACCUACGAUGGAAGAACCAAUAAGUUGUUAUGGGUUGAUAUUAUAGUAGGAGAAGUUCAUCGUGUAGAUUUAGACUCUCCUAGUUCUAGUCAUGAGGUGCUUAAAUGGGGAUCUGAAGAAGAAUCUAUUGGAGCUAUCGCAUUAACAUCCAACCCAGAUAUAGUCCUUGUGUGUGGGAAAUAUGGUGUUGCAAAGGGUGAUUUCCAACAUAAGCUGAUUGAAUACUUUUUGAAGUAUCCAGUAACCGAAUCUGAGUCGAAAAGAUUAAGAUCCAAUGAUGGAAUUAUCGAUCCAUGGGGUAAUCUCUGGAUCGGAUUAAUGAAUGAUUUCCCUAUUACUAAAGCAGAAGGAGUAAAACCAGAAGGAUAUUUGUAUAGAAUUAAUUAUAAAGAUCUUACUGUAGAUACUAUGCUUGAUAAGACAUUAAUUGCCAAUGGAUUGGCAUUUUCUGAAGAUGGAAAGACAUUAUAUUGGACUGAUUCAUUAACAUUUACCAUCUGGAAAUUUGACUAUGAUUACAAGACAAAUUCUUUAACCAAUAAAAGAAGUCAUGUUAAUAUUAAAAAUGUAUUCCCAGAAUUCGAAAGUCCUGAACCAGAUGGACUAACCAUGACUAAAAAUGAAGAAAUCUUUUCUGCUGUAUUCAGUACUAAUUCAGUUAUUCAUGUGAAUAAUCAAGGUGAAUUAUUAGAAAAAUUUGAAAUCCCAGCUGAGAAAAUCACCUGUGUUAUUAGUGGUGGUAAGAACAAUGACGAAUUAUAUGUUACAACAGGACAUAUAGAAUUGUUAGAUAGCACAGCAACAAUAAGCGCUGAAGAUUUACAAGGAGAUUUAGGCGGAUUUUUAUUCAAAAUCAAAUUACCAAAGUCAAUUAAUGGCCAAGCAAAGAAUAUUUGGGGUGGUCAAGUGUGAAAUAAAGUUGAUGUAUAAUUAAAAGUAAGAAUAUAUGG